Myodes glareolus (Bank vole) is the source of this 2303-nucleotide messenger RNA. It is a transcript of the gene Rnf34, whose product is annotated as ring finger protein 34. Lineage: Eukaryota; Metazoa; Chordata; Mammalia; Rodentia; Cricetidae. The record is from RefSeq and is a predicted model, not a curated record. Gene Ontology annotation, biological process: negative regulation of extrinsic apoptotic signaling pathway via death domain receptors; proteasome-mediated ubiquitin-dependent protein catabolic process; protein K48-linked ubiquitination. Gene Ontology annotation, molecular function: ubiquitin protein ligase activity. Gene Ontology annotation, cellular component: cytoplasm; plasma membrane.
UCAGUCGGCCUCGGGAGGCGCAGCAUUCGCCGCCUUAGAAGGAAGGAUGUCCGUUGUGUGAGGAGGCUGCUAUGGUGCUGAGUUCCCGGGUAGAGCCGACCGAACCGAGGCGGUCGCGGCCAUGAAGCAGGUAUUGUGAGGUAGAGGCUGGAGUCAGGACAAUUGAGAGUUCCAGCUGGUACAACAUGUGAUUUGAUUUCAAAACAAGCCCCUUGCUGCUGGAAGCAAGGAAGGUUUUUGGAAAAGGUAUGAAUGCAUAUAUGUCUGCACCAUGAGCAUGCCUGAUAUCCAUGGAGUCUGAAGAGGAUGUCAGACCUCUGGGACUGGUGUUAAUAGUUGUGAGACACUAUGUGGGUACCGCAAAUCAAAGUUGGUCUCUGGAAGGGCAGCCAGUGCUUUUAAUCACUGAGCCAUCAACCCCCGCGGGUGCUACUUCUAUGUGGGCUUCAUGCUGUGGGCUGCUAAAUGAAGUCAUGGGAACUGGAGCUGUCAGAGGUCAGCAGGCGGGAUUUCCAGGAAGCACCGGCCCAUUCAGAUUUACACCAAGCUCUGACUUUCCCACCUACCCACCAGCAGCUACUGAAGGGCCCAAUAUAGUUUGCAAAGCAUGUGGGCUUUCAUUUUCAGUCUUUAGAAAGAAGCACGUUUGCUGUGACUGCAAGAAGGACUUCUGCUCCUUUUGCUCGGUUUCACACGGAAACCUCCGCAGAUGUUCUACUUGUCACCUACUGCAGGAGACAGCCUUCCAGCGCCCUCAGUUGAUGCGGCUGAAAGUGAAGGACCUACGGCAGUAUCUCCUCCUCAGAAACAUACCGACUGACACUUGUCGGGAGAAAGAAGACUUGGUAGAUCUAGUACUGUGCCAUCGUGGACUAGCUUCAGGGGGUGACCUGGACUCAAGCAGCCUGAAUUCCUCACGGUCCCAGACUUCUAGUUUUUUUACACAAUCUUUUUUUUCAAAUUAUACAGCCCCCUCUGCUACUGUGUCCUCCUUCCAGGGUGAGCUCAUGGACACAGAUGGGACCUUCAGAUCAGAAGUUCUGGCACAGGUGCAAAGUGAGAUAGCUUCAGCCAACACAGAUGAUGAUGAUGAUGACGAUGAAGAUGAAGAUGAUGAUAAUGAUAAUGAAGAAGAAGAUGAUGAUGAAGAACAAGAAGAAAACUUGGAGGAACAGAACCCAGGGCUCUCUAAGAAGAAAGUGAGAGCCUCGCUGUCCGACCUGUCAAGCCUUGAAGAGGUAGAAGGGAUGAGUGUGCGCCAGCUGAAGGAGAUCCUGGCUCGGAAUUUUGUCAACUAUUCUGGCUGUUGUGAAAAAUGGGAGCUGGUAGAGAAAGUCAACCGGUUGUACAAAGAGAAUGAAGAAAACCAAAAGUCAUAUGGUGAGCGGAUGCAGCUUCAGGAUGAGGAAGACGACAGCCUGUGCCGAAUCUGCAUGGAUGCAGUCAUUGACUGUGUCCUGCUGGAGUGUGGGCACAUGGUCACCUGCACCAAGUGUGGCAAGCGCAUGAGUGAGUGUCCCAUCUGUCGGCAGUAUGUGGUGCGAGCUGUGCAUGUUUUCAAGUCAUGAGAUUGAGGCCCCUUGCAGUGACACACGCCCAUGAUUCUACCCCAAACAUCUGAGUGCAUAAAGGACUGGAAACUUACUGUUCCAAGGCAGAGACUAUUUUUAAAAAUUAUUUUCAUUACUGAUUGGGGACAGAAAGUUCAUCCUAAGACAGGCCUAUAUGCCUGUGGACACAUGGCUUUCCCAGCUUCUGCUGGGUUUUAUCACUUAUUUCCCCUGAGCACUAGUUGCUGAGGUCAGACUGUCAGUGUGGGUAUUUCCUCUUGCUCUAUGGAGGCCUGUCUCUUAAUUUCCCCUUUUUAUCAUGUGUUUGAAACUUAUGUUCACUUAGAAAUGAACUCAUUGUUCACAAGUGGGCUAGUGUGGACUAUACUGAGCAGUGGAUGCUCUGAAUGUUCACUUUGUUAGUCAUGUAUAUUUUAAAUGCUAAUAUUUGAUGAAUAUAAGUUUCCACAUUGUUGCUAUCUCUGCAUUUAAACAUAAUUGGGAGACAACUGACAUUCUAUAGUCAACUGCCAGGGCCUCAGAUAAAUAUGUCCAUUUUUGUUCAGGUACAGCUUUUAAUAGCAAGAGCUGCAUCUAGCUUCUUAUCUUAGAAGUGUGUGUGUGUGUGUGUGUGUGUGUGCUAAAUUCUUUAUUAACAUAUAAUCAGUUUACACUGUUUUGUAUAGUGAAGGUGUAUUUUUAGUGCUACCUGCUAGUAAUUUCAACUUCAGGAAUAAAAUUAGAUUAAAAGGC